Messenger RNA from Equus quagga, 2257 nucleotides. It is a transcript of the gene CDCA8, whose product is annotated as cell division cycle associated 8. NCBI's taxonomy places the organism in Eukaryota, Metazoa, Chordata, Mammalia, Perissodactyla, Equidae. The transcript has 11 exons. Gene Ontology annotation, cellular component: chromosome, centromeric region; spindle midzone; chromosome passenger complex. The record is from RefSeq and is a predicted model, not a curated record. The coding region runs from base 94 to 936 and encodes 280 amino acids. Gene Ontology annotation, biological process: mitotic sister chromatid segregation.
CACGUCCGGUUGGCAGCGGAGCCGCUCCCUCUCAGCUGGAGUCGCGGGGCUCUUCAGGCCUUGUUUCUGGACCCGCAGCCUCCGCGAAGCGCCAUGGCUCCGGCUAGGAAGGGCAGCAGUCGGGUGGCCAAGACCAACUCGCUCCGGAGCCGGAAGCUCGCCUCCUUUCUUAAGGACUUCGACCGCGAAGUGCAAAUACGAUCCAAGCAAAUUCAGUCAGACAGGCAGAACCUCCUGAAGGAGAUGGAUAACCUGUACAACAUCGAGAUCCUGAGGCUCCCCAAGGCGCUGCGCGAGAUGAACUGGCUCGACUACUUCGCCCUUGGAGGAAACAAGCAGGCCCUGGAAGAGGCAGCAACAGCUGACCUGGAUAUCACAGAAAUAAACAAACUAACAGCAGAAGCUAUUCAGACACCCCUGAAAUCUGCCAAAACACGAAGGGUACUCCAAGUGGAUGAAAUGAUAGUGGAAGAAGAAGAAGAAGAAAAUAAAAAUAAGAGUCUUCAAAGUGCGAGAGUGAAAAGGUGUCCUCCAUCCAAGAAGAGAACCCAGUCCGUGCAAGGAAAAGGCAAAAGCCAAAGGUCCAGCCAUUAUAACACUGUUACCCCAGCUGUGGGCCGACUGGAGCUGUCUAUGGUGAAACCAACUCCAGGCAUGACACCCAGGUUUGACUCCAGGGUCUUCAAGACCCCAGGCCUGCGUACUCCAGCAGCCAGAGAGCGGAUUUACAAUAUCUCGGUGAAUGGCAGCCCUCUGGCCGACAGCAAGGAGGUCUUCCUCACUGUGCCAGUGGGAGGCGGAGAGAGCAUGCGAUUGUUGGCCAGUGACUUACAGAAGGUUGAUAUCGCACAACUAGACCCAGAGGCCUUGGGAAACAUUAAGAAGCUCUCCAGCCGUCUUGCCCAAAUCUGCAGCAGCAUACGGACUCACAAGUGAGGCUGCUCUUCCAAGAAGCCAAACUUGACAGGAUGGACCUUCCGUGGGCACUUCUGGGACCCUGAAGAGGCCUCUUCCCUUCAGCCUUAUUGUUUGUUUGUGAAGUUCCAGAGCAGGGAGUGGCGUUCCUCUGGGAGAAUUCGGCAAGUGGGGAGACACCUGUUCUGCCAUCAGUUAGAGAAAGCUUUGCUAUUCACACUUGCCAACCCCAGUGACAAAGGCACUGCCUGCUGCAUCCAUGCAAUCAGGACUUCCUGUCAUUCCCUCGACUCAGUUCUCCUUCCUGCCCUUGGACCUGCCAUCUUCCGCCUCCUGUCACUCAGCGUCCUCUUUGCCCUGCCCUCACUCCAGUGGACGUGGCAUCAAAGAACCUCAUGUUCUCAGGAAGACUGCCUUCUCACCCUCACCAGAGAACCCUCUGCGCUUGGCUUUUCCGCUCUGUGCGUGCUUGAGGCUGGCAGGUUUAGGUUCCGUGAAGGGAGAGCUCUGGGCUAUGAGAGAGCAGAUCCAGAAAGCUGGGGGGGACUGUCCCAUGGGGCCAGAACAGCAGAACAGGACGCGUUGCAGCAGUGACCACAGCAGAACACCCCUCCCUCCCGCGCCCGUCCCGUCUUUCUCCUGGGGUGGGUGCUAGAGGGGCUCUUUGGGCUCUUACACCUGCUCUGCCUGAUUGUCUUGUUCAACCUGACUGGAACGGUGUUUGUAUUUAUCCCUGUUUACCGAAGACCAAAAAUCAGCUUAGCGGCAGCUUCCGUGUCUCGCUCCUCUACCUCUCUAGUUAGUGGGAGUUUGGAGAAGGGAAUCUAGGGUUUUUAUGUGAUUGGCCGCAGAGCGCCAUCUCCAAGCUCUCCGUGCUCCCUGCCAGCUCUUUAGACUUCGCAGAGAGCACUUCUCUUUCAUGGUGUUCAUUGGGGGUGCAGGUGGAACUAGUCUGGUGGCCUCAUUCCGUGUGUUUGGCCUGUGUCCUGGACGUGGACUAGUUAUUUGGGGUCAGCACUGAGAUCCCUGUGCUCCAGCCAGCGCCUCUGCCCCAAGAAUCGUGCGACGUGGUCCAAGACUGGGACUGAGAGGUCCUACCCCACACCAAGGGCGCUGUGCUCUCGAGUGUGGUUCUUGGUUGUACUGAAUAUUAUUUUGCUACAUGACCAUUCUAAUGAUCCAGGCUUGCUCAAGAUGUAUUCUUUUCACGUUGUUUUAUUCUCCCUUUCCUGAGACUUUUGUACAUAUUGUUUUCCUGAGUAAUGGUCUCUGUAAGCUGGUUUUUUCUAAUCAGAGCUACUGAAAGGUACCUGUUUUCAAUAAAUUGUGGGUUUUUGUUUUU